AUGAUCUCGAAGCACAGUUUAACGGCAGUGGAUUAUGUAAUUUUUGUGGGAUCCUUGCUGGGAGCCUUGGGUAUUGGAAUCUGGGGGUUCAUAAAAGCAAAGAUGGUUGGGCAAAAAGAGGCAGAUGUGGAAAAUAAAGCUACUUCAACAUCGGGCGCUGAAGCUGAGGACCUCGUUGUAACAAAAGAUUUGGCUCUGAUUCCUGUGGUGCUCUCCUUGGUGGCUUCGUACCAAUCCGCAAUCAUGAUCAUUGGAAAUCCUGCCGAAAUUUACGCAUAUGGUGGCGAAUGGCUCGUGGCUUUCUUCGGCGUCGGACUUGCAAUUAUUGGCGCAUGUUACAUUUACGUUCCAGUCAUGUAUCCUUUGAAUCUCAGCAGUUCUUUUCAGUACUUUGACGUAAGGUACCCGGGAAAGGAAGUGAGGUCAGUUGCUGCUUGCAUCUAUCUGUUGUACAUGUCUUUGUACAUGGGAGUGGCAUUAUUUGCUCCAGUAGUGGCCCUGUCUUCCAUGACAGGGUUCCCCCAGUGGGCCGCCAUCUUAAUUGCUGGAGGAAUUUGUACAAUUUACUCCUCUUUGGGAGGGUUGAGAGGAGUAGUGUGGACAGACGUGUUCCAAAUCACAAUCAUGUUUGUUUCGCUGUUGAGCAUAUGCACCUAUGGCAUUGUGAAAGCUGGAGGAAUCGUUGAGGUUUUUGAGGUGUGCUCGAAAUUCGACAGAUUGAAAGUCUUCAAAGCAAUUUUGCUAAACAUACCUGGAAUUUUCGUGAUCGUCGGGAUCGGGAAUCUCAUGGGGUUCGUCCUAUUUGCCAAUUAUGCGACCUGCGAUCCGAUUUUGACCGGAGAAAUUGACCAAAUCGACGAAAUUCUGCCUUUCUUCAUGCAAGAUAAAAUGGGGCAAAUCGCGGGCAUGGCUGGGCUUUUUAUAGCCAGUCUCUUCGGAGGAGGACUCAGUACAAUGUCUUCUGGAUUGAAUGCCCUGGCUUCAGUGGCUUGGGAGGAUGGAUUGAAAUCUACUAAAUGGGCAACCUCAUUGAGUGCAUCGAAUAAAGUCACUUUGAUCAGAUUUCUUGGUUUCAUAUUCGGCCUGGUUGCAGUUGGACUGGCUUUCAUGAGCAGCAAUCUGGGCAGCAUCAAUCAAGUGAAUGUUACUUUGACAACGACUUUUGCUGCACCUUUAAUGGCCAUGUUCCUAACGUCAAUUUUCCUCCCUUUUGUGAAUAAGCCAGGAGUUCUUGGAGGGGCUCUGGUAAGUUUUGCAGUUGCUUGCUGGAUAGGCUUGGGCAAAUUUUUGCACGAUUUGCCGGCCCCAAUUAGAAUCCCGUCCAGCAUUGAGGAUUGCAAUAAUUCGACUGAUUUCAUGAGUCAAACGCAUUACUACGACAAUCGAUUGUUCAAUCAAAAUAACUCCACGAACGAAUUGAGUGAUGUACAUACCAAGGAUAUUUACCACGUGUCAUAUUUGCUGAAUGUACACUUUGGUCUGUGGUCUGGAGUUUUGGCCACGGUUUUCAUCAGCAUAUUCACAGGUGGACUGAAAAAUACCCACAAGGACAGUGCUGCGUUUCAUCCAUGGAUCAGACGCUUCGUGAAAAACACCGAGUGAUUUUUAGAUAAUUAAUUUUGUUUUUAAUUCUCAAGCAAUUUCGGACUGGAUUUUUAUCGGCUAAUUCAAGUCAUCAGCAGAGAAUGGUGACGAAAGGAUAAAUAUAUUCAAAUUUUAUAUAUGUGGUGUAUAAAAAUAUUAAUUGACAAGAGGACAUGGCAACUCAACCUGAAAGAAGAUAUGAAAAAAACAUCCAGGAG
Molecule: messenger RNA, 1802 nt
Organism: Notodromas monacha
Lineage: Eukaryota; Metazoa; Arthropoda; Ostracoda; Podocopida; Cyprididae
Source: the annotation of a GenBank genome assembly